This is a messenger RNA of Kockovaella imperatae, 1332 nucleotides long. RefSeq lists its product as hypothetical. Bases 49 to 1008 code for a protein of 319 amino acids. The transcript is spliced from 2 exons. Gene Ontology annotation, biological process: translation. NCBI's taxonomy places the organism in Eukaryota, Fungi, Basidiomycota, Tremellomycetes, Tremellales, Cuniculitremaceae. Gene Ontology annotation, molecular function: structural constituent of ribosome. Gene Ontology annotation, cellular component: ribosome. The record is from RefSeq and is a predicted model, not a curated record.
CGACUACUAGACAGCAUAGCGAGAAAGAUUGGGUGCUACCUCGACACGAUGGCUCUGCGAACUGCUCUCAGUGGAUCGAUCAGACCGGUGUAUCGAAUCACUCCUUUCGCAUCGGAGCAUCUGAUUGCCUCGACAUCGAGAGCAGGGUUUCACUCAAGUACCAGCAAACGAGAGGACUCGAAACCUCCGUCUUCAUCUUCUUCCAGCCAAGGACCUCAGGCUGCUCCGCGAGCACAACGUGCUCCUGUUCAGACAACUACUGUUCUACAAGAUGCUCCACCUCCUCCUCCUCCUCCUCCUGCUGUAGCGCGAUUUCCUUUUGGCGAAACCCCCGCACCUAGGACUAAACCAAAGCCAUCCGCUUCAUUCACCCUUCAUCCCGAUCAACCAUCUCAGGUUUAUCCCAAACAGCGACGUGAUGGCUCAGCUUUCGAACCGGAACCCACUGCUUCCAGAUCUAGCUCAAAGUCGACCUCCUCACCCUCGAAUCCUCUGCCCAAUCUCUUUGGAGAGAAAAAGGCACCUCGAAUCCCGAUGGCCUCAGCGAUGAAGGAGAUCAAGGGUGGAUCCAUGUUAUCUGAUAAUCCACGCUAUGCCCCCAUAACCAACCUUCCAGAUGAUGAAUCUUUGACGCAUACACUCUAUAUCAACAGCACUCGAAACAAUAUUCAACUCUCACUCCAGGAUGCUCUGGGUAAACUUGGUCCUACCAUCUCGGGAGGAACAGGCAGGACGUUCAAAGGACAAGGGAGAUCCAGUGUCGAAGCGGCUCAUCAGGCUACGGUCAAGAUGAUGGAUCGGGUCUUGGAAUACAGUAGAAAAUUACCAGAUGCCAGGAUAAGACUACGACUCACUUUCAGGGGUAUGCAGGGAUCCGGGAGAGAGACUGUCUUUAACGCUAUCACUGGUCCCACUGGAGACGACUUCAGGCCUUUCAUUGGUAGAGUCGAGGAUAGGACACCUUUGAGGUGGGGAGGAAGAAGGCCCAGAAAGGCCAGGCGUGUUUGAGGAUUGUAAAUCAAAAUGCAUCUGUUACGGAAUUCGAGCACCGUUCCCUGCAUCGGAAGGACGCGGUGCUGAUUCUCUUUGACUGACCCCGCAGGCAUGUCUCACACCGCUCAUAGCCCCUUGCCUGGCACUUUCGAAGCCCCUCGAUUCGACCCUUCCGAAUCGAGUGGGUCAAAAAGUUUAGCCUAGAUCAGUCAUCAGUAUACAAACCCUCAUCUAUUCCUCGGUAUGCUGUCCCAUCUCUACAGCCACCGAGUUAUGCUUAGAGAGAACAUCUGCGUUUUAUGUGUACAUGGUGAUACAUAUGCAUUGCUAUCAAUCCGC